UAGGUCGCAACCCUACAAGUUUUGCUCAACCCAAACAUUGUGUAAAGUGUAAACCCAUCCAUUGGACCAUUUCCCUAAGCAUUCCUAACUUGUUAGUUGUUAGGUGGAUUUGUCUAUCACUUUUCAUAAACUCUUCUCAUCUCUUUCACUUUCACUUCUUCCAUUCCAUGAACUAGUAAAACUCAAAACAAUGGCAACUUUUUCUUUCUCCUCUCACUUCCUUUCCUCCACUAUUGCUCCUUCCAAGAACUCUUUUUUCUGUCCCCCCAUCAGAGGAAACACCAAGCAAUUCACUUUUUCCAAAGCCACAAACCUCUUGCAGUCGCAGCCACGGAUAAUUGUUUGCUCUUCUUCAAAGGAUGGAGGUUCCGGUGACAACCCACCAAGCAACUUUUGCAUCAUUGAGGGGCCAGACAUGGUUGAGGAUUUUGUUCAGAUGCAGCAGCAGGAAAUUCAAGACAACAUAAAGAGCAGGCGCAACAAAAUAUUUCUUCUCAUGGAGGAGGUGAGGAGAUUACGUGUGCAGCAGCGCUUAAGGGCACAAAAAGCUGUCAAUGAAGAUGGAGAGGAGGAAGCAAAUGAGAUGCCGGAUAUUCCUUCAUCCAUUCCUUUUCUUCCUCUUGUGACGCCCAAGACUUUGAAGAAGCUCUAUCUGACUAGCAUAUCAUUCAUAUCUGCGAUAAUUGUAUUUGGCGGGCUUAUUGCACCGACGCUUGAGCUAAAAUUAGGCCUGGGUGGUACCUCAUAUGAAGAUUUCAUAAGAAGUAUGCAUUUACCUUUGCAACUAAGUCAGGUCGACCCAAUUGUGGCGUCCUUUUCAGGUGGGGCUGUUGGUGUGAUUUCAGUACUAAUGUUAAUUGAGGCCAACAAUGUUGAGCAACAAGAGAAAAAAAGGUGCAAGUAUUGCCAUGGAACUGGAUACUUGGCCUGUGCUCGGUGUUCGGCUAGUGGUGUAUGCUUGAACAUUGAUCCUAUUUCAGUAUCUAAUGCUUCUGCUAGACCUCUACGUGUACCUACAACCAAAAGGUGUCCAAAUUGCUCUGGUGCAGGAAAGGUUAUGUGUCCAACAUGUCUUUGCACUGGGAUGAUGAUGGCAAGUGAACAUGACCUGCGUAUUGAUCCAUUCGACUGAAACUUGACAUGAAUUGAGGACUUGGGAUUUUGUUGCUCUAACUGUAUGUCAAAAAUAUGAACACCAUCUACAAAAUCCCCUUCUCCAAAUUUAGCAUUAUUAUUUAAGAAAAAAUAUAUAAGGAAUUGGGCUAAAAUGGUUCCAUUGUAGUCUUCCCCUCCAGAUAAACAUUGCCAAAAUUGAUCGGCAAAUAUUCUUUCUAUAAGAACCAAUGUUGUACUUUUGAGUAUGUUGCAGGUAAAUACUGCAUUUUGUCAUUAAGUAAUAGUCCUUGUUUCAGUUAAAAAUAAUAAGCAGUGAUACAGUCAUUAUUUUUAGAA
This is a messenger RNA of Cajanus cajan (pigeon pea), 1452 nucleotides long. RefSeq names its product chaperone protein dnaJ-like protein. The record is from RefSeq and is a predicted model, not a curated record. Gene Ontology annotation, cellular component: chloroplast membrane. NCBI's taxonomy places the organism in Eukaryota, Viridiplantae, Streptophyta, Magnoliopsida, Fabales, Fabaceae.